Molecule: messenger RNA, 2619 nt
Organism: Diachasma alloeum
Lineage: Eukaryota; Metazoa; Arthropoda; Insecta; Hymenoptera; Braconidae
Gene: ida
Product: anaphase-promoting complex subunit 5
Exons: 7
Coding region: 204-2417 (737 amino acids)
Biological process (GO): positive regulation of mitotic metaphase/anaphase transition; protein K11-linked ubiquitination; anaphase-promoting complex-dependent catabolic process
Cellular component (GO): anaphase-promoting complex
Source: RefSeq, a predicted model, not a curated record
CCAUGGAAACAUGCCCACAUUUACUGAGAGAUGACAGAUUCUUCGGAGUUAUCUGAUUAUCUGUGUUAAAAUCGUUAAAAUGCUUCAGAAUUGUUUACAACCGUCAGCUGUAGCGCUUCCACUCACUCCGAAAUGUUCCACCGGGUUUCAGUGUCUUUUUAGUGAAUUAAUUGAAGCUGAAGAGUGAAUUAAACUCAUUUAGGAUGAAUAAGGAUUUGUUGAAUAUGGAGGAGACAUCCAGCAGUCACAAGCCCAAUAGGGAGACUCUGACACCUUACAAAAUUGGAGUUAUUUUGCUGAUAAAGGAGUACUGCCUGGCCAUGCCAAAAACUCCUCAGGAACGCCGAGAUUUUUGCAUUCUUGCGUUGAAAUUGAUUCAGUCCCCAGAUAUGGACUUGAAGGCUCUCAUAUUCGCCCUGUACAGCACCGAAUACGUUCUCCAACGUUUCGCUCGAAAGAUGGAAGUGGAGUGCGUGCAUUUAUCCGAGAAAACUGUUGGUGUUGAGGGUCUCCUGGAGCUCUUCGACGUCCUCACAAGACUGAUGAAAUCCCCCCAGGAUCACUCCCUCCCCUCCCACGCUCUGUGCAGAAGUUCAGUACUAGGUUUGUACGUCAGAAGAACGAUAAUAUUCUUCGAGGAGCUCUCGUUCUCGGAGGUUGCCCAGCUGUAUGACGCCUUUGUCAAGGACUUUGACGAGGCUGCAUUGGCCCUGGUGAAUGCACGAAACCUCCCGACACCGAAAAUCGAGCUGGGAAACGUGAAAGAACAAUCGAAGAAUAAAAACAUCUGGGACUGCAGAAGGGCUGAACUUCUGGUCGCCCAGCAGGCUCAAGCCCUCCAGACAGACGAGCACAAGGCGAUGCCGCCAGCCAACCUCCAGACACUAGUUCGCGAGCUACUGGGCUGCAACCCCUACUAUGCAGAAGCCCAUUACCUGAGCUACCUGAAUUGCCUGCGAGUCAAUGAAUACUGCGGCGCCCAGGACAGUCUCUACCACUGUUUCGACAGACUGGCACCUCUGGAGAACAGAUCGGCAGCCGAGGACAGGUCCAGGACAUUCAGAUAUGCUGCGCUGAACCUCGCAGCACUGCAUGCACAGUUCGAUCACAAGGAAGUGGCCAAGGCAGCGUUGAAGGAGGCGGUCAUGAUGGCCCAGGAGGCUGGGGACAAUGUUUGCCUGCAGUUGGCACAUGCUUGGAUGUACCAUUUGUCGAAGGAGAAUAAGAGUCAAUUGAUCGAACGUUCAGUGGGAAAAGCAAGUAUACUAGGUAUAACCCACACAACGAGCCUAGGAUUAAUAGCGUCAGCCCACAAUUCAGCACUAGAGGGUAAAAGUCCAUCGCACGUAUUCCAGACACUGAUUAAAUCCGAUGUCCUCAACUGUCAGCAUUCCAUGAAAGAUCUGAUGUCAAUGUCGUACGCGGAGAAAGCUGCACUCUGGGCUUACUACGGCAAAGCUGAGAUGUCCACAGUGUCCUCGCAGUUGCUGCUGCUGCACAAUUCAGGGAAUAAGAAGCAGACGAUGUUCAAUGGCUCGUCGACGUGUCAAGCAGUUGUUAAUGUUGUCAAUGCUUUAGUGGAGUUUGGGGAGUACAAUCUGGUGGAUGUUGUGCUGGAUCAUGCGAAGGAGAGGUUCCCUAAUGAACCAUCUAACAAGAUAUGGAUGCUGAGUCAACAGUUGUACCAAUUAACAAAACUGAUGAGGCACGAGAAGUGGAGUGAUGCAGAGGCGAUAGCAAAUCAAAUAUCAAGUUUAGACUCUAUCGAAAGUAAAUUCAGACUAGCUGAAGUUGCUCUGGCGAAGGGAGAUUAUCCAACGGGUUUGGAGCUCAUAAGCAACAUCGAGAAGGACGAUGAUUUGAAUCCUCAGAAUAGAGUCAGGGCGAUGAUCCUGUCUAGCCAAAUCAUGAACUCCUCGAUCCUCCCAGGGAAUGGCAUCACAGGAACGAAUUCCCUAGUUUUACUGAACUCAGCUCUGGAAAUGGCGACCAAGUAUCAUCUGUCGUAUUAUGAGGCUGUCGUUAAAAUGCAUCUGGCUAAUGUUCAGCUGAUAAUGGGAAUGCCGAAUCAAGCGUCAACCCUCAUAGACGAGGCAAUAGUGCAGAUCCUGGCGCACGGUGGCUGGUACGACCAGGCGCGUGCCCUAGUUCUCCACGCAAAGUGUCUCGUCGCGACGGCCCCCCAGGCCACCGAGAGACGCAGAGUCAUCAUUCAAGACGCCAUAAAAGCCCUCCUCAAGGCCAAAACUCAUUUUACUAAAGUGGAGGCCUUCGGCAAAGUCAAAAACACAGUUUAUCUACUGAGUUUACUGUAUAAUGAGGUUGAUCUGAAAGCUGAGCGCAAUCAGUGUGCCUUCGAAUUCCGACAGUUCGAUGAGCAGUAUCCUACUAAGGCUAAUAUAUCAACGUUGUAUUAAUGUUGAUAUUUAUAAAUUUUUUUGUACGCAAAGUUACAAGCUCAAGAAGAAUUUGUAGUUAUUAUUUUUUGAUAAUUGUCGGGUAUUUGAACGGAUGAGUUUUGAUCGAGAAGUUCCAGAUUGGAGUGAUGAAUAUUGUAGUGAGGGUGAAUUAUUCAUGAUUGGAAUGAAUGAAGUUCGAUAAAGAAUUGAAAAUAUUCAA